Molecule: messenger RNA, 4953 nt
Organism: Penaeus chinensis
Lineage: Eukaryota; Metazoa; Arthropoda; Malacostraca; Decapoda; Penaeidae
Product: centrosomal protein of 131 kDa-like
Exons: 14
Coding region: 418-3756 (1112 amino acids)
Biological process (GO): intraciliary transport involved in cilium assembly; regulation of centrosome duplication; cilium assembly
Cellular component (GO): centriolar satellite
Source: RefSeq, a predicted model, not a curated record
CCAUUCGCCUAUCGAUCAGUGAAUGAGGUCAUGAAAGCGCCAUGCAUUAGAACUCGGCUUAUUACGCACUCGUGUAAAUAACACAAACGAAAGAAGGAAGAGUUGAAAUAAUACAUAUGAAAGAGAGACAGAGAAGACGAAAGAUAAUGAAAGGAAACGAUGAGUUGUUUUGUAUAAUUUCUUAGAGGACAAUGGUCCGAAGAUUGAUGAAACAAGAUAAGAUGUAAUGUUAUAUGGAUUUGUUUUGGUGAAGACGCGAGGAAGGAAUCGCCGAAAAAGGACUUCAAUAAUCUCGAAUUCCACUCAGAAUUGAUGAAGACUGGAGUGUUGUGAAUCACUUGAGAGGAAUAUUUUACUUGAUUACUCACUUUGGUCUUUUGUGAUCUAUGAUUAUGUGGUUCAGGGUCGGCAGUCACAAUGCUCGAGGAAAGACCUAACAUCCGCAGGCGGGUAGGCUCGGCCCGGGCAGGUUCAGCCAGAGUGAGCUCAGCUCGGCCUGCAGGAGGAAGGGUGAGUUCGGCAAGGCCUUCUUCGGACACUCUCCGCCCCAAGUUGCACACGGGGAGGCCGUCUUCAGCUCCCGUGCCCAGUCGCCCCUCGUCAGCGCCCGUGCCUGGGAGGACUGAGUCCUUUGGGGUGAACAAGACGUCGUUAGCACCUGGGAAAUUCAAGUCUCAUGACGUUUCGCAUCUGAAUCUAAAAAUUGAGGGUAAAUCGAUAAGGUCUGUCGCAUAUACACCGAGACGUCAUCAGCCAGUAAGCCGCGGUUCUCUGAGGGUUAUAUCAAGUCAUGGCUAUGCCACACCGAGUAGAAGGAAGCAAUUUCUUUCAGGUUAUAAGAGUGGCUGCUACGAAAAGCAGGACGUGGGCAGUGAUUCGGAAGGGUCCAGUGUAAUUGGCUUUGGGAGUACAUACACUCUGCCACUGACAGUCAACCACCCAAUUGUGUAUGGAACUGGUCUGUCGUUUCAGCAGCCAUAUUCCCUGAAGUCCAAUUCAGACUUCGGCUUGACUUUUACCAAGAGUGACAGCGAUCAGUCUCAAGAACAUGAUCAGUUUGGGGACACGUAUACUCUGAAGUCAGCAUCUGAUCAUCCCAAUGUGAAUGAACUUGAAUUUGCCAAUAAAGCUUUCAGAUGCUCUCCUGAAGGAAGAGAUGACAGGUCUGAAAUAGAUUCAUAUGGCAAUGCCAGAGGAAUUCUGAGAGAAAAUACCUAUAAUCUGAGACCCCAUUUAGUAAGCACACAUAGUGACCUGGAAAUUGAUAACAAUAGUUCCUAUCACACUUCGCACAAUGGCAGUAACCACUUUAGGAGAGACUUUGAUACGACUUCAAAUGAUGGCUCAGAAUGUACUGUUAUGAGCUUGGGUCGAAGGAUACAGCUUAUGGCAAGUACUGAGCCCAAAAAACAGCGAGAAAGUGAGACCAAAGACGAGAGCUGGGACACGGAAUGGAAAGAGCUCCUGAAACAGAAUCACGAAUUGUUGUUAAAACUCUCGAGUAGGGAUGAACCCCACACACUAGAGAACUCAGGGAGGUGUGACCAUACGAAAACAGUGUUAGUCCACCAUAGUGGUGUCCAGACCCAGUUCCUGGCAAACAGUUCAGGAGUUAGUGAACCUUUGGAAAUACCUCUGAGAAACAUGUCGGGGGAAGAGAGAUUCCAAGAUCACGUAGAAAAACAACAUGCAGAAGAGCUUGUAGGUGAUGAGGACUUUGAUGGCCAGGAACUGGCUGAGAACUGUGAAAGUCCAGAGUGUGUGUUAGAAGAUAUAAUUGAAGAAUCAAGUUUGAGUGACAAGUCAACUCCAAGGACUAUCGUAGACCAACCUCAGGAUGACACAGAAAGCACAACUAUUCAAUCCAAUACGAAAAUGGAUAGUCCUUCCAGUGGUGAUGCCAGUCCAGAGAGUCCAGAAGACUGUCAUUCCCACAAUAAAACCAAACAGCAAGAAAAGGAGGAAGACAUAUCCAGAACAGUUGAAUCUGGCCAAGGGAAGGGGGUCAUGCCACUCUCGAAUACAUAUGAUUUUUCAUGUACUACAGACCUCCCAACCUACCGCCCAGGAUCUGCUGCUGCAUACAUAGUGCGUAGCCGCUGGACUUCAGAGAAGCGUGUUAAGUCACAGGGGUCAAAAGAUCUGCUUGAGGCUCUACAGAUGAUAGAAGAUGAAGAAAAGAAGACCUCAGAAUCAUACGAGAAAGAACAGGGCAAAGUGGCGAGUGUAGCUGAAGCUCCAGUUAUCUAUGUUCAAGAUGCAGGAGUUAAUACCAGGCAGAUAUACAAUGCCAAAUCUUAUGAAUUUCCACCAACUGAGAGCUUGAGCAGUUCCCCAACAAGAUCCUUCACUAAAGAAAGUGAGAUGAAACCGUUAAGUACCCCGCCACCUAUACGAGAAUGUCCUGCUACCUUACCUGUGCUACAGGUAUUAGUAGAAAAGGUUUUCCUCUUUACUCAAGAUUUAGCUGAACGCUGGCAGAAUGGGAAUACUGAGGGGUCUCAAGAAGAACUCCUCUAUCAGAUAGUUGAGGCAGAGAAAUUACUAGAAAACAUCUGCAUCCAAGAGAAGCGCAAGGAAGACCCAAAGAAGAGUCCUGAAUUGCAUGCCAAGUGCGAGGAGAAGUUGAGAAACAAGCAAGAGGAAAUGGAGGCCAGAAUCCAGAAAAAUCUAGAACUUAUACGAAAGUUACUAGACGAUAAGAAGACGCUGACUGAACAAUGCGAAAUGCUUGUGAAAGAGCAAAGAAUUUCGGAGAAGAAGAAUGCAGACAAGAUCAAGCUUAUGGAAGAUCGUCACAUGCAAGAAAUGAAGUCCUUACGAGAGAGGAUCACAACAGCAGAACAAGAAAAAAGAGAAAAGUGGACCCAGCAGAAAGCAAAAGCUAUUAAAGAAACCACCUACCGGGGACUGGAAACAAAGAUGAAAGACCUCACCGCAAAACACCGUGAUGAGAUGAGCGAGCUUAAAGCACAGCAUUGGGAGGCUCUGAGGGAGGCAGAGGAGAAGAUGAUAACACAACUCCGAUCCCAGGAGGAGGAGCUCAAGAAGAAGUACGAGCAGGAGAAGGAGGAAGCUUGCAGGAAGGAGAGAGAGAGGGAGCAGCAGAGACUGGAUUUAGAGAUUCGACAAAGCGAACAACUGUCCCUGACUCGACUGGAGACAGUCCGCAAGCAGCAAGAAAGGGAUAUCAAAUCCCUGAUCGAAGAGCAUCAUCGAACCCUAGACAGGGAACGUUCAGAGCGAGAAGCAGCCCUGAAAGAGGCCAAUAAGGAGAAGCAAAGAGUUAUAGAGGAGAACGAAGAAAAGAUUAGGAAUAUGAAUCGCAGACAUGAGGAAGACCUGGCCAACCUCAGACAACGAGACGAGAAAAGCCGAUCUGAAUGGCGAGAGCAGUUCAUGAAGGAGCAGAGUGAGGCCAAGAGUCAGUCAGAUAGGGAGCUGCGGGAGAGGUUGAAGCGGCAACGCGACAAGGAGAUUGAGCGUGCGAUCAAGGAGAUUCAGCAGGAGACGAGCAAUCGGGAGAAUGAAGAACACCGAGCGUAUGAAGCAAAGAUGAAGAACUUACGAGAGAGAUACGAGAAUGAGUUGAAUGAACUGGAGAGCAGUGAGCGUGCUGCCAGAACCAGAUAUCUAGAAAUGAAAUCUGUUUUAGCACAAAAAGAGGAAGAGAUUGUGUACCUACGUGCUCGGCUCCACACACAGGACUUGGAACUGUGUGAACUUCAGCAUAUGUUCCGGCCUCCAGAUGACUAGGAGAGAGUGCUUAGUCGGUCCUGGAUAGGUUUUGAUAUGCAGAAUAGGGGUCAUCAUAUUUACAGUGUCAAGGAUCCUUCUUGACCCCAAAUGACCCCUGCUGACCUGUGCUAUGAGGCCUCUUGACCUGUUACUUGUUCCGUAACCUUCCCUACUUUUAAAAUUGUAUAGUUUUUAUCAGUCAGAUGUUUGUUCAAUGGGAAAUAGUGCAAGACCAUAAGAAAUGAAUAAUGAGCAUGUACGAAGAUUUUUGGAAAAGAUGAGCAGAGCCAUGAAAUUUGUUGUAGUUUAAAGGAUAUCAUAAAGCAUGUAGCAUGCAAGAUACAUAAGUAUGUUGGCUGCACUAAACUUUACACUCAAUGCUGAUUUUUUUUCUUUUUUUUUUCAAAUAUUUAAGUGGCUAGUUCAACAAAACAGCCAUUAUUGUGCAGUUCUGUCCUUUUUUUUUAUUUCUGUUUUUUCUUUCUUUUAUUGUUAUUUUGUUGAUGUUGAAUAUAUCAAAUUUUAAAAAUUAUGCAUAGGGUAUGUUGAGGAGAUUGUAAGGAAUGUAGGAAUGUACUUCCAUAUCACUUUCCUAAUUCAAUUAAUUAAUUCCAAAUUUUCUUAUCAUUAAAGAUAAGAUUUGUACAAAAUAUGUAUUAUGACCAAAGAUAGUGUAAGUAAUUUUAGUCAUGUAAGAUAUACAAAUAUUCCGUGUCCUUGAAAAUGUAGUGAUUCUCGUUUUGCACAAGGACGUCCAGUUAAUGUUGUGUUAUGAGUAAAAUUAAAUUAUUUUGGGGAAGGGAAAAUCUAAUCUCAAAAAAAUGUCGGGGAAAUUCGCAUUGUCUCUCCGCAAGGAUAAUCUGCAAUGAUAUAAACCAGAAUGAAAAGCCAAUGUUAAAUAAGCUUAUUUACAAUGAAAGAUAUCUGUUAUAUUACUUGAUAUGGGUUACAAGAGAAUAAGUUUGAAAUGAUGGUUCAGAGGUCAUAUUAAUAAAUGCUAGUGAGUUUCUUGUGUACUUAAAAGAUCUUGACAAUCUUGCAGUUUCAUUGUAAAGUAGAGUUUACUGUAUAUAUCCUACUUCAUCAUUAAUUAAACAUUUUAGUCUAAAGCAUCUGUAAAUAUACAUUAUUUAUACUUGUCCUUAAUUUAUUAUCUUCAUGAGUUUUAUUAGUCAUAAAGGAACAAAAAAUAAAGCAAGUACAUUAGUUUUUAUU